Molecule: messenger RNA, 3737 nt
Organism: Acanthochromis polyacanthus (spiny chromis)
Lineage: Eukaryota; Metazoa; Chordata; Actinopteri; Pomacentridae
Product: transmembrane protein 151B
Exons: 2
Coding region: 589-2310 (573 amino acids)
Source: RefSeq, a predicted model, not a curated record
AACCGGAUCUGCAGUGUUCAGUGCUGCAGCCAAACAGGUCCUACCCACGUUUCGGAUCAAGUGUCCACGUUUGUAAGUGCAGUGGUGGUUUUACUGAUAUUUUUUUUUAGACUUUAAUGCACAGAGAGAGUUAAAAAGAGAUGUGGGGAACAAAGAGGAGGGACAUGCAGUAAAUCCGUAACCACGAGGUGGAAUCGAUCCGGUGACCGUUGCGGUGGGUAAUUUCUAACCCAGUACAUGGCGCUAACAGAGGUGAUUUCAGGUGAUAAAGGGUCGCGUUAGGUAACUGCAAAUGCUGAUUACUGGCGUGUAAUAAAGAAAAAAAGCUUCUCGGACUCCAUGAUGGUGAACCUCUGCUGCCUCUGCUGCGGUGAACUCCCUCAGCCCCGCCCCCCUCCGCCCAGCCAGCCGGGAGCACCGCGGGACCCCCGCUCUGCACAGCAGCAGCAGCCUGCUGGCUCCGGCCCAGACGCUGUGGGGCUGCUGGGGGCGCAGACAGGGGGAGCAAACGGAGGGAUAUCCAGACCGAAGCAGGUGAAGAAAAAGGAGUGAGCUCGGCAUCUCUCUCUGACAUGCGAGGAGUGCAGCAUGCUCUCUUCCGAUCAGGACUCUGCGGAGGACACGGCGACCAGCGGUCCUAAUGAUGCCGAAGGAGAGGAGCUGGAGGAGGACUCACCUGCUGAGAGUGAUGCCCCGGAGGAGCAGCGUCCGGUCCCGCAGUCCCUCGGUGCUUGUGUCUGCAGGGAGUCCCAUUGGCGCUGCCUGCUGCUCUCCCUGCUCAUGUACAGCUGCCUGGGUGUGGUUGCCUGGUGUCAGCUGACCCGUGUCACCAAGAUUAGCUUCAACUCGGCCCUCACUUCCUCCUUCACGGCCUCCUUCACCUCCUCCAUGCGUGGGGCCUCCGGGAUGGGCGUUGGGGGACACUCCAUGAUCUACCACGACAGCCCCUGCUCCGACGGAUACAUCUACAUCCCCCUGGCCUUCCUGCUCAUGCUCUACGUUCUGUACAUGGUGGAGUGCUGGCACUGCAGAGCCCGGAGUGAGCUGCAGUGCAAAGCGGACGUGGACAGCGUGUACGAGCGGGUGCUGCGGAUGCGGCAGGCCCAGCCUUGCAUUUGGUGGAAGGCGAUCAGCUACCAUUUUGUGCGACGGACUCGGCAAGUCACUCGGUACCGUAACGGGGACGCCUACACCACCACACAGGUGUACCACGACCGAGUCAACACCCACGUGGCGGAGGGCGAGUUCGACUUCAGCCACUGCGGAAUGAAAGAUGUUUCUCGUGACCUCACAGGCCUAGAGGGGCAUCCGGCAACUCGCCUGCGCUUCACUAAGUGUUUCAGCUUCACCGAGGCAGGGCCAGAAAAUGAAUACCUCAACCAGAGAGCCAGGUUCUUCUCUGAAAUCGAAGGCUUGGAUGAUUACAUGGAGGCCCGAGAGGGGAUGCAGCUGAAGAAUGUGGACUUCAGAGAAAACCUGAUCGCCUAUGUGGACCCGGACAGGAUGCCUUGGUACACUUCCCAGGUUGCCUUCUGGCUGGCAGCUCUGCUCAUGCUGUCCUGGCCUCUCAGAGUGCUCAUCGAGUACCGCACUGCUUAUGUGCACUACCGCAUAGAGAAACUGUUUGGGUUGGAGUACAUCCAAAGCAGCCCCUCUCCUCUGGAUGAAGACAGGAAUAAUACCACGUGUGCUAUUCCAAGAGUGGACACGCUGGACAGCACUGAGAUGGAGUGGCACAUACGCUGCAACCGCCAGGUGAUUCCCAGCUACUCAGAGGCCAUGCUGAUAAACAUGAGCACGGCAGACUCUACCUCCUUACAGGACACCUCGUCCUCCAACUGCGUCCUGCUGGACACCGGUCAGACGGCUCCGAGCUACGGAGCUCUCCAUAGCCAGGACGACUGCGAGCAGUGCAGCGACCAGAACGGACGAGGGGCCGGAGGAGGCAGGAGGAGGACCAUCACCAGCUCCAGCUGCUCCUCCAUCUUCUCCUGCCGAGGAGCGCUCCUCCACUCCCACCUCUCCUCGGACACGUCUCGCUUCUCCCUCUGCCGCAUGUACGGCUCCCAUCACACCGUGGCUCUGUGGAGGAGCCACAGCAGCAACCUGACGGACCCCUGCUGCGCCGAUGAGCAGUGCCGCCGCUCCGACUCCAGCCAGCUGGCUCUCAGCGACAGUCCGCCAACCUACAGAGACGCCCGCUUCUUCCCUGUUCUCAUUGUGCAUCGGUCUGAGGGCAACGAGGACGGGAGGGAAGUGAGGCGGUAUUACAUACGGAGAGGGUCGUCGUGUGUGGAGACGGCUCUGUGAAGGAGUGGAAAUAAGACUAAGAUCGUGCCGCUGAAAACUGAGGGUGCCAUUGGGUUGGUCACUAUGGAGAUUUAUGGAUAAAAUGUGCUUUUUCAGGAAAUUUCCGUUGUAAAUAAAAACGCAAAACAAACAUAAAUAGUCUUUUUUACCAGACUUUCUAUUUUUGAACACAGUUUCAAAGAGUCAUGGUGUUGAAUUGUGCAUAUAUGUGGGUCAUUCCAUCUCAAAUCACCAGGGGACUUCAGCUCAGCCACCUCUGAUUUGCUUAUAACUUUUUAUCAUAAACUAUAGCUCUUUGACACAUUAUCUAUGACAUUUUUUUAAGAUACUUUAAAAAACGGCUCCCAUUUUCAGCAGGAUUUUUCCCAUAUUGAAAUUGAAUGUUACGUUUAAAUCUCUCAGGAACUUACUGAUGAUAAACGCCUAAAAGAUUCACUGUUAUUUCUAACUAUGCCACUAAUUCAGAAUCUGGUUGGACAAGCAGAUCAAACAGAGUCUGAUUAUGGCUGAGUUGAAUUAUGAAAAGAACAAUGAAAGCUGUCAUGAAAAGUCUCGCCUUUGACUGGAUGAAAACAGAAAAAUUGACAAAGCAGAAGUCAACUGGUGGUAUAUUCUGAACAACAUGCAGCUACAUGUCACAAUUAUACGAAACAAAACAGAAUUCUUUUUAAUAUGAAAUACUUGGACACAGAAAUGAAAAAAAACCACUUUUGUUUCUGAAUCAAUGGUGAGAAAUAACAGUUAAUGUUUUAGACUUUUAUUUUUAAUAGUUCCUUAUUCCAGAUAUUGUCAUUCAUACUUAGCCUCAAUUUUCAAAGCAGCAAAUCAUGUUCUGAAAGCUGACAAAAACAUUUCAGGACGUGUUUGAUAUUUGAAGUUGAAAUUUCACAAAUAUCUUUAGAAAUACCCAUAUAUUAUGCUAUAAAAUUUUCAAGCAAAUCAGACAUAACAGAGGCAGAACUUUGAUGGUUUCAGAUGGAAUAACCCAGAUGUAGUUUCACCAAACUGUCUCAUGUGAACAUCUAUGGCUGUGCCUCGUCACGACAUCUUGUCAUAGUCUCCUCGCUGCAUGACCUGAAGCAUCCUACUGUUUUCAUCACCUGUACUCACCAGAAAUGUUUCAUCACAGGAGUCAAAACUUUACCAGUUUGUACACACUGGCCCUGUAUGUGUGUGAUUCAGCUGUAUGGAUAAAACUGGUCCCGUUAGAGACAUUUGUAGGAGGAAUACAUGAAAUACGAAAAGCUGCAUGUGGUUACCAAACAUAUUUUCUAUUGGUUGAUUAACAGACUUCAAGUUAAGACCAAAGACAUGAGUAUUUUAUUUUUGUAUUAUUAUUUUUUAAAACAUGCAAAAGAAAAUAAAUAAUGACAGGUCUGUGAACUGGAGCGCAUGGCGUGAAUGUCAAAAUAAAAGCAAUAAAUGCG